Budorcas taxicolor (takin) is the source of this 1047-nucleotide messenger RNA. It is a transcript of the gene LPAR2, whose product is annotated as lysophosphatidic acid receptor 2. Gene Ontology annotation, molecular function: lysophosphatidic acid receptor activity. Bases 1 to 1047 code for a protein of 348 amino acids. The transcript has 2 exons. Gene Ontology annotation, biological process: G protein-coupled receptor signaling pathway. The record is from RefSeq and is a predicted model, not a curated record. Gene Ontology annotation, cellular component: membrane. Lineage: Eukaryota; Metazoa; Chordata; Mammalia; Artiodactyla; Bovidae.
AUGGGCCAGUGCUACUACAAUGAGACCAUCGGCUUCUUCUACAACAACAGCGGCAAGGAGCUCAGCUCCCACUGGCGGCCCAAAGAUCUGGUCGUGGUGGCGCUGGGCCUGACUGUCAGCGUGCUGGUGCUUCUGACCAACCUGCUGGUCAUCGCAGCCAUCGCCUCCAAUCGCCGCUUCCACCAACCCAUUUACUACCUGCUCGGCAACCUGGCCGCAGCUGACCUCUUUGCCGGUGUGGCCUACCUCUUCCUCAUGUUCCACACAGGCCCGCGCACAGCCCGGCUGUCACUCCGGGGCUGGUUCGUGCGGCAGGGCCUGCUGGACACGAGCCUGACGGCCUCCGUGGCCACACUUCUGGCCAUUGCCGUGGAGCGGCACCGCAGUGUGAUGGCCGUGCAGCUGCACAGCCGCCUGCCCCGAGGCCGGGUCAUCAUGCUGAUUGUGGGUGUGUGGGUGGCCGCGCUGGGGCUGGGGCUGCUGCCCGCCCACUCCUGGCACUGCCUCUGUGCCCUGGACCGCUGCUCUCGAAUGGCCCCCCUGCUCAGCCGCUCCUACCUCACCGUCUGGGCGCUGUCCAGCCUGCUCGUCUUCCUGCUCAUGGUGGCUGUCUACACCCGCAUCUUCUUCUAUGUGAGGCGGCGAGUGCAGCGCAUGUCCGAGCACGUCAGCUGCCACCCCCGCUACCGUGAAACGACGCUGAACCUGGUCAAGACGGUUGUCAUCAUCCUAGGGGCGUUUGUGGUCUGCUGGACGCCGGGCCAGGUGGCGCUGCUCCUGGAUGGUCUGGGCUGCAAGUCCUGCAACGUCCUGGCAGUGGAGAAGUAUUUCCUACUCUUAGCCGAGGCCAACUCUCUGGUCAAUGCUGUGGUGUACUCCUGCCGUGACGCUGAGAUGCGCCUCACUUUCCGCCGUCUCCUCUGCUGUCGGUGCCUCCGCCCAUCUACCCAUGAGUCUGUUCGCUACACAGCCUCCACUCACACAGGCACUAGCACUCGCAUCAUGCUUCCUGAGAAUGGCCAUUCCCUGAUGGACUCCACCCUUUAG